This is a messenger RNA of Macrobrachium nipponense, 3009 nucleotides long. Its product is annotated as trichohyalin-like. The record is from RefSeq and is a predicted model, not a curated record. Bases 1 to 3009 code for a protein of 1002 amino acids. The transcript has a single exon. NCBI's taxonomy places the organism in Eukaryota, Metazoa, Arthropoda, Malacostraca, Decapoda, Palaemonidae.
AUGCUUGAUUUCUGUUGUUGUCGAGGAGUCGACAGUGGUUUCCGAGCACCUAGUGCUCUUGUUGAUGCCGCUGUCGAUUAUCUCGAACCAGAAAUUAUCGUCGAUCACCCGAACACCAGCUUGAUGGCGCCAUCUUCUGCCUUCGCCAGACCUGCAGGUUUGGCCAUGUUGGCAGCCUUGGCGCUUGCUGUGUGCUGGAUGUAUGGAAUGUCUGGACGAACGUCUGAUGUUUUGGAAGAAUGUAUGGAAAGCGAACGAAUGGAUGUGUAUGAUAGCGAGGAUGAUGAUGAACAUGAUGUAUGUGAUAGCAAGGAUGAUAAUGAUGAACUGAAUAUGAGCGAAUGUGAGGAUGAUGAUGAUGAAACUGAUGUAUGUGAUAGCGAGGAAGAUGAUGAAACGAGUGAAAGUGAAGCAGAUGAUGAAACCGAUAUGAGCGAUAGUGAAUAUGUCCUUGAAACUGAUGUGAGCGAAAAUGAGAAAGACCUGGAAGCUGACCCGAGCAAAGUGUCUAGACUGGAAGAAAGUCUAGAACUGGAAGAUCUGAAAGAUAGUAUGGAGGAACUCGUAGAAUUGGAAGAUCUAGAAGACAGCAAGAAGGAACUGGAAGAGACCCCUAAUAUUGAAGAAUUGGAAUGCACUGAGGAGGAAAGAGAGCUGCCGAGACUACAUCAAGAACAGCCAGAUGUAGAAAAGUUGGAAGAAACUCUGGAAAAGAGUCAGGUCUAUGGUACUAGAAUGGAAUAUCUGUGGAAGGAAGCAGAAAAGGCGAUUGAGCAGAUUCAACGUCAACUUGAGGAUAAAGAUAUUUUGCUGGAAAAGAAGGCAGAUGAGAGAGCAGCAAUUAACAGACAAAUCGAGAGUGCCUGCCUUCAAAAAGAACAAGUUUUGACUGAAAAGCGGCGCCUAGAACACGAUUUGGAACUGGCUCUAAACCGAGGAGAGAAGAUAGAGAACUACAAUAGAGAACUGAAGGAGAAAAUAGUGUCUCUGGAGAGACACUUAGAGGAGAAUGAUCAUUUGCUAAAGAAACGGGACGAAGACGAGAGAGAAAUGAAAAGUCUCUUCCAGAAGAAUAUGGUCGAUAAAGAAAGAGAACUGGAGUACGCUCAAGAGAAAGGAAAUGAACUGAGCCUCAAACUUAACGAGGCAGAAACUUUCAUUCAAAUUCUUGAUGCAGAGAAUGAAGAUUUGAUGAGGCUUAUAGUAGAAUACAGGGAUGCCUUAGACCAGAAGGAGAGGAAAGUCGACCAUCUACAAGAAUUACUGGCACGUCAAGCGAUAGAGUCUGAGAACGACCAAGAGAAAAUGAGGACUCUGGAAGUGCAAAUGACGGCCAUUGAAAGCACUGUAGAAGAACUGGAAAAUCAACUAAUGUAUGUUAAAGAGAACCAAGAAGAUCUCCAAGGAAAACUUGAGCUCACUGAAUCAGAAAAGUCUAGAGUUAGGGAGGUUGCAGCUGACCUACAAGAUAGAAAUUGUGAGCUUGAGAAAAACCUGGCAGAUGAGACCCAGAUGAACUUGGUACUAGAAGAUCAAGUUCAGUUCCUAGAAUCAGUUUUGUGCCAAAAAGAAUCUCAGUUGGUCUACGCAUCAGAAAUCCUAAAUGCAGAAAGAGUGAAAACUGAGAUUAUGGCCGAAGAACUACAAGUGAUGAGGAACUGGGUCUCAGAACUAGGAGCAGAGAAUGCAAACUUUAAAGAAGAAUUAGAAGCAAAAGCAGCAGAAGUGACUUCACUGAAUAAAGAGUUAGAUAAUGAGAAGAAGAGGACCCAAGUUCUGGCUGGAGAAGCCCAGGUUAUGAAAAACUGGGUCGCAGAACUAGGAGCAGAGAAUGCAAACUUUAAAGAAGAAUUAGAAGCAAAAGCAGCAGAAGUGACUUCACUGAAUAAAGAGUUAGACAAUGAGAAGAAGAGGACCCAAGUUCUGGCUGGAGAAGCCCAGGUUAUGAAGAACUGGGUCGCAGAACUUGGAGGACAGAACGCCAAGCUUCAGGAAGAGGUAAAAGAAGAAAAGAUGAGAGGAAGUGAGAUGGCGUCUUCCCUGAGAACCGUCAAAAUAGAGCUCGAAAACAGGGAUCUCCAAAUUGAAAACUUCUUAAACAGGGAGAGAAAAUUGAUAUGUGAAAAAGAAGAACUUGCCGAGAAACUAGGCGUCGCUCUCAAUCACAGGAAGAAACUGGAGAGCUUGCUGGAGGAGGCAGACAAAAAGGUGAGAAAACUCUCAAACGAUUUUGAGGAGGAGGUCCAGAAAAGGGAGAACCAAAUGAGAGAUUUCUUAGGCAAAGAAGAACAACUCAGUGCUGAAAAGCUAGAGUUGGUAGACAGAUUAGAAAAUGCUGUCAAUCUUCUGAUUAAAGAAGAGAGGGAAAAUGUACACUGGCAGCAAAUGUUACAGGAAAAGGAAAAAGAACUAGAGACGAUGAGGAAAGAUGAAGAAGACCAUCACAAACAAAGGAAGAAGAUGGAGAUCCAACUCGAGGAAGAUGAGAAAGAGCUGCAGCAACUUAGAAUGGAAUGUGAACAAUUGAAAGAAAAUUGGAGGAUACAAGAGGAAAAGAUGAUCAGGGAACAACAGCAUCUCAGGGAGCGCCAAAGGAGACAGGAAGAGGCUCUGAGGGAGCAGGACAAAUACAUGCUAAUGACGCUUCUCCAUGGGACAGCUCAGAGGAACUUCCAUCUGCAACAUAUUGCCCUGCAGCAUGGAAUUGAAACUCUGGACAACACCAUUGACAAGGAGAAGCACGAUGAAGGGCAGGAAGAGGACCUGUGGAUGAGGAAGGAUAAACAACACAGGAAAUACUCCGAUGCCCAGCGUGAUAGGACCAACUACCGGAAGCAGUGGGACGCCCUAACCCAGACAUUGAAGGACCUCACUAAUGGAGAUUCUGACAAGAACUGUGAAAUUUCCAACAAAAAACCAGAUGACAAAACUUGUCAUCAGAGGAGCGAAGAAGAGAUCUGUACGAUCGAGCCCCUCAGAGGCGAGACUCGUGAGGAAAAGGAGGACUAA